Messenger RNA from Vicia villosa (hairy vetch), 564 nucleotides. RefSeq lists its product as uncharacterized. Lineage: Eukaryota; Viridiplantae; Streptophyta; Magnoliopsida; Fabales; Fabaceae. The record is from RefSeq and is a predicted model, not a curated record. The transcript is spliced from 3 exons. The coding region runs from base 201 to 461 and encodes 86 amino acids.
UCCAAAAUCUCAGUACAAAACACGACACUGUACAGAACAAAUUCCGCCAUUUCAUUCACACAAGUCUCUCAGCCAUCACACCAAUUUUCUCGGAGUGGUUUUUCAAAAAGCUUCCUCAUUUCUAGCCAGAAACAAGGGAAGAAAAAACAACAAAAAGACAUAAACUUUAUGCUACCCUUUUCUCUUCUCUCUUCUACCUAAUGAAGAUGAAGAAAGUUUACACUUUGUUCUUGAUCUUCAUGAUUCUAACGUUUCUUGUGUCGCUUCCUUUUGUUCAAUGCUCUCGUAUUUAUCGAACAAAAAUGGAAGGAGCUAGUAGACACAUAGCAACAAGCAUUAAGGUUGCAAUUGCAAGGUUUAAGAAAGUUGGUGUUACUGUUGGCAGAGUGGAAGACUCAGCAAGAAAAGUUCCAACGGGACCGGAUCCUCUUCAUCACAACAACAACCCUUUAGAACCUUAACAAGAUGUUUGUUAGAUUUCAUGAAAUUAUUAGUAGCACUAACUCUUUCCUAUAUAGCACAUUUUGAUUUAAGGUUCAAUAUGAUAUCAUGUAUUAUCCAGUU